This is a messenger RNA of Hyaena hyaena (striped hyena), 2933 nucleotides long. It is a transcript of the gene GPR22, whose product is annotated as G protein-coupled receptor 22. NCBI's taxonomy places the organism in Eukaryota, Metazoa, Chordata, Mammalia, Carnivora, Hyaenidae. Gene Ontology annotation, biological process: G protein-coupled receptor signaling pathway. The record is from RefSeq and is a predicted model, not a curated record. The transcript is spliced from 3 exons. Gene Ontology annotation, cellular component: membrane. Bases 1422 to 2723 code for a protein of 433 amino acids. Gene Ontology annotation, molecular function: peptide binding; G protein-coupled receptor activity.
CUUUCCUCUGAAAAGCAGUGCCAUUCCUUUUUAGAAAGACUGAAUCUAAAUGUUGUCUCUGGAGACAAGAAGCCUUCAGUAUGUUCAAUUACUUCAUUACGUUUUUCAGAUGCUUAUUGAUUCCACAGUAGGAAGAGUGAGAGACUGCAGCAGCCUCCAGGCAGCUCUCCACGUUCCACACGUUAGCAAGACUGCUGAGACAAUGGCACAGCACAGACACAUAUUUUCAUUAAGAUCUUUUCUGAAGAGAUGUUUAUGACCCUCUUCCCCCAGUCCUCUGCUAACAAGUGAACAAAAUGAAUCAAUCAAAACUGGAAACGCUUCAACUACAUCAGGAAUUUAUCAAAUCUUUAGCGGAGGGCCCACAGCAGCUAAUUCAGUAUUUACCAGUGACAAUAUGAAGAAUGCACCUGAUAAGCACCUCCCUAGCUGCCUGAACCAUAAACUGCAGGAUAUUCUUCUAACAUAUGAAUUUAAGACAUUAAGGAGUUAAAACCGGAAAAGACAGGUCCACAUUACUGCUGGGAUACAACACAUCAACAGUAAUCAUCCUCAGAAGAUGCUCUGUAAAAUAGACAUAAAAACAAUUUGACUGCAAAAGCCUAAAAACAAAAUGGUGAGCAUUUUUAAAGGGGGAGUUUAUACUUUAACAUACCAGGAUUGUGGAGGUGAUUCCUGAAGAAACAAUGAGACACGGACUGACAAAAAGAGAAUGCCACACAUCAGCAGCCAGCUAAAUGAAGCUUUGUCAAGUAUUUUCUGCACUAAAUAUUCAGAUAUUCGUAGCAGUUGAUAUUACUAUUAACGGAUUUUUUUCCUCUAAGUUUUAUGACUAUGAAUCCUCUUCUAAUGAAAACAAAUCAAAUUAAAUAGCAGAUGGCUUUUAUCAAAAGAACAUGGACUGGAUUUAGAAUAUAAGCAAGUUAUGUGAUCAAGAAAUCAUUUCAAAAUAAUGAGGACUGCUACAGAAACAGAUUUACAUUUGUACCAAAAGGAUGUCUAAAAACAUUUUAGAAGCUAGAAACCGUAUGUUUCCUUUUUUAUUUUCACAUAUUCUGGAAAAUAAAGAGACACUAUCAUAUAUUCCCUCGAAGGGAAAUAUAAUUCCUACCAUUUGAGGAAGUUUCUCUUGGUCGUGACUUUCUAAGGCAAAACAAACACAAAUGUUUGUACUGGUCUUUACAAAUCCAUCAGCCAACUAAAUCUCACAAUUCAUGCAGUUUGAAGUAUUGGAGAGAAAAAUGAAAGAAUUUCUACAAGACAUGAAAUAAAACACAGCUACUUCACUGUUGUCAGGUAAACAAAAAUCAAGUCAAAAUCUGUCAAUGACAUCAUGUAUCAAUUUGUGAAAAUCUGCCGUAGUGAGCCAAAGGGCCCGUAAGGUCACAGCAAACAGGGAAAACACCAACUGCUCCAAAAGAAUGUGUUUUUCUCCCGUUCUGGAAAUCAACAUGCAGUCUGAAUCUAACAUUACAGUGCGAGAUGACACUGGUGGCAUCAACACCAGUAUGUACCAACCACUAUCCUACCCAGUAAGCUUCCAAGUGUCUCUCACCGGAUUUCUUAUGUUAGAAAUUGUGUUGGGACUUGGCAGCAACCUCACCGUAUUGGUACUUUACUGCAUGAAAUCCAACUUAAUCAACUCUGUCAGUAACAUUAUUACAAUGAAUCUUCAUGUACUUGAUGUAAUAAUCUGUGUGGGAUGUAUUCCUCUAACUAUAGUCAUCCUUCUGCUUUCACUGGAGAGUAACACUGCUCUCAUCUGCUGCUUCCAUGAGGCCUGUGUAUCUUUUGCCAGUGUCUCCACAGCAAUCAACGUGUUUGCUAUCACUCUGGACAGAUACGAUAUCUCUGUAAAACCUGCAAACCGAAUUCUGACAAUGGGCAGAGCUGCAAUGCUGAUGAUAUCCAUUUGGAUUUUUUCAUUUUUCUCUUUCCUGAUUCCGUUUAUUGAGGUAAAUUUUUUCAGUCUUCAAAGUGGAAAUACGUGGGAAAACAAGACACUUUUGUGUGUCAGUACAAAUGAAUACUACACUGAACUGGGAAUGUAUUAUCACCUGCUAGUACAGAUCCCAAUAUUCUUUUCCACAGUCAUAGUGAUGUUAAUCACAUACACCAAAAUCCUUCAGGCUCUUAAUAUUCGAAUAGGCACAAGAUUUUCUACAGGGCAGAAGAAGAAAGCAAGAAAGAAAAAGACAAUUUCUCUAACCACGCAGCACGAGACUACAGACAUGUCACAGAGCAGUGGUGGGAGAAAUAUAGUCUUUGGCGUAAGAACUUCGGUCUCUGUAAUAAUUGCCCUCCGGCGAGCUGUGAAACGACACCGGGAACGACGAGAAAGACAAAAAAGAGUCUUCAGGAUGUCUUUAUUGAUUAUUUCUACAUUUCUUCUCUGCUGGACACCAAUCUCCGUCUUAAAUACCACCAUUUUAUGUUUAGGCCCAAGUGACCUUUUAGUAAAAUUAAGGUUAUGUUUUCUAGUCAUGGCUUAUGGAACAACUAUAUUUCACCCUUUAUUAUAUGCAUUCACUAGACAAAAAUUUCAAAAGGUCUUGAAAAGUAAAAUGAAAAAGCGAGUCGUUUCCAUCGUGGAAGCUGAUCCUAUGCCUAACAAUGCAGUAAUUCACAAUUCUUGGAUAGAUCCUAAGAGAAACAAAAAAAUUACCUUUGAAGAUAGUGAAAUAAGAGAAAAAUGUUUAGUACCUCAGGUUGUCACAGACUAGGGAAACAUCGAAGUUUCACUAAGCCCACAUUCAGAAGUUUUAAAUUUAAAUUGUAAAAAAAUGAAAUUACUGCCAAAUAUAAGAAAAAAACAUUUUAAGUAUUGGUUAUGUUGUAAAUUUCCAAUGUAAAUGUCAAGAUUAGAUUAGGUCAUAUAUAUUCAAUUUCUUCAUUACAAUGUAUUUGUUGCAUGGCAGUUUGUUAAAGUAAUA